CACACAGAUCCAGACAUGGCUCCUACAACCACUGCAGCAAUGAUCAACUCUCAGGAGCAUCUCACUCUGACCCACAAGCUCAGAAAACCUCUGGUGGAGAAGUUACGCAGAGAGCGAAUCAACAGCAGCAUUGAGCAGCUCAAGUCUCUCCUGGGUCCAGAGUUCCUCAAACAGCAGCCAGACUCCAAGCUGGAGAAAGCAGACAUCCUGGAGAUGACAGUUUGUGUCCUGAGACGACUGCAGCAGCAGAAUCAGCAGCAGAGAAGACUGCUGAACCACUUCAACAAGCUGCAGUCUUCCUCUGAUAACAACCUGAGAGAGGCUGACUUCUCUCCUCUGAGCUCCACAGUCCAGACCAGCAUCACCACAGACAAGAGUCCAGUCAACAGCGCCCCCUGGAGGCCGUGGUAGACACCUACAGACUGGAGUUACUGCCAGACAAACUGAGACCACCAUAUUGGUCAAAGAUUACUGGAACUGAAUUCUAUGAUAUUCUUUGAAAUGUCAUUGAU
Molecule: messenger RNA, 512 nt
Organism: Centropristis striata (black sea bass)
Lineage: Eukaryota; Metazoa; Chordata; Actinopteri; Perciformes; Serranidae
Product: transcription factor HES-5-like
Exons: 2
Coding region: 16-411 (131 amino acids)
Biological process (GO): regulation of transcription by RNA polymerase II; regulation of neurogenesis; anterior/posterior pattern specification
Cellular component (GO): nucleus
Molecular function (GO): DNA-binding transcription factor activity, RNA polymerase II-specific; RNA polymerase II cis-regulatory region sequence-specific DNA binding; protein dimerization activity
Source: RefSeq, a predicted model, not a curated record